Messenger RNA from Protopterus annectens (West African lungfish), 5248 nucleotides. RefSeq names its product zinc finger DHHC-type palmitoyltransferase 2 (gene ZDHHC2). Gene Ontology annotation, molecular function: protein-cysteine S-palmitoyltransferase activity. Gene Ontology annotation, cellular component: endoplasmic reticulum; Golgi apparatus. Gene Ontology annotation, biological process: peptidyl-L-cysteine S-palmitoylation; protein targeting to membrane. Lineage: Eukaryota; Metazoa; Chordata; Ceratodontiformes; Protopteridae. The transcript is spliced from 18 exons. The record is from RefSeq and is a predicted model, not a curated record.
UACGUUCACUGAGUGUGUGUUUACGUGACACAGAGCUAGAUGUGUCGAUGAAAUACACAGAUAUAGAUAGACAGGCAGCUAGAUAGAUAGGUAUGUGUGAUCUCUUGUUUUUCAGUUUUUGGUUUUUUGGCGAAACAGUUCAAGAAGGCAGCAAUGUAAGGCUGCAAAUCUACAACAUCAGCAGCAAUUCGGACGUCAUGGUAACGAAAGUGGUAGAAAGGAGGAGUGGCCCAUCCUCGCCAGUCCAGACACUGGAGAGAGUACCCAAAGCCUAUUAGGUGCGAAGCGGAGGAGGCUGCCCCAAUCUGCCAGGACCAGGCCACCAGUCCACUUGUGGUGGCACCCUGGGCACUCUACCUUGCGGGUGUACAAGCAGCGCUCCUGCUGGGGACUGGAGAGCAGGCUAAGACUGCAUUUGAUGCGGAUCCAGGAGAGAAGAUGGCGCCGUCUGGAGCUGCGACUCUUCGGAGAAGAUGCCAAAGAGUUUUGUACUGGAUCCCAGUUCUUUUCAUUUCCAUUAUCGUGUGCUGGUCGUACUACGCCUAUGUCAUUGAACUCUGUAUAGUUUCCAUGUCGUAUAUUGGAGAGAAAGUUGUUUGCCUGAUUGCCUACCACUGCUAUUUUGCCAUGUUUGUAUGGUCAUACUGGAAAACUAUCUUCUCAAAACCAAUGAAUCCAUCAAAAGAGUUCCAUUAGUCUUAUACACAGAAGGAGAUUCUUAUUCGAAAGCCUAGGGGUGACAGUCAUCAGAAAUAUUUAAGGAAGGGUGCUAAGGACCUUCCAGUAUUUUCUAACUAUAUUUCUCACCAUGGCACCAUCAGGUACUGUGACAGAUGUCAACUUGUGAAGCCAGAUCGUUGUCAUCACUGCUCUGUAUGUGACAAAUGCAUCCUAAAAAUGGAUCAUCACUGUCCAUGGGUAAACAACUGUGUUGGUUUCUCCAAUUACAAGUUUUUUCUACUGUUCCUGGCAUAUUCUUUGAUGUACUGCCUGUUCAUUGCUGCAACAGAUCUCCAAUAUUUCAUCAAAUUCUGGACUAAUGGCCUUCCUGAUACACAAGCCAAAUUCCACAUCAUGUUCCUUUUCUUUGCUGCAGCUAUGUUUUCAAUCAGCCUGUCCUCACUGUUUGGUUACCACUGUUGGCUUGUCAGCAAAAAUAGAUCUACUUUAGAGGCAUUUAGAGCACCUGUAUUUCGCCAUGGUUCAGACAAGAAUGGCUUCAGUUUAGGAUUCAGCAAAAAUCUUAGACAAGUGUUUGGAGAUGAGAAGAAGUACUGGUUACUGCCCGUCUUUACAAGCUUAGGAGAUGGUUGUUCCUUCCCAACAUGCCUUGUGAACCAGGAUCCUGAACAGCCACCAACUCCUGCUGGACUGAACACUACUGUCAAGAGCUCUGACAGUCAUCCCUUUCCCCCUAAACCACUACGUGAGUCACAGAGUCAUCUACUAACCAAUGCCCAGUCUUGGAUGGAAGCAGGAGGAGAUGAAGAAAAGGGUAAACUCGGCAUGAACAAUCCUGCUAUGACCAUUGAAAAUGAAACCUAGUUAUUAACAAGUAAGCAACUAAAAAGCUGGAAUAUGUUUGUUAAUAAUUCUGCCAACAGAAAGAACCUGAAGGACUUCAGCCUCCCAGAAUUCAGGCCUCACCCACCCACUUACCUUACCUGUGCCUUUGUGGGUUUGACUGGAAGACGGCAUUCUAACAUCUGAUUGGUUCUCACCAUGUCACCACUUGAAACAUGCAGCUGACAUACUGUAUUCAACAUCAGUUUAGAACAGACAUGUUUCAAUGUUUAUGAAAACAUCAGCUUUAGCUGAAACAUUUCUAUCAAGACAAGUAAUGCCAAAAAGGCUUCAGUGUAAUGGAAACACCUAGUAUGCACUAUAUCACUGUAUUUUGUAUGUAUAGGGCUGAUUUCAUUCCUUGCUUAAAUGACAGCACAGUCAGUACAUCUGCCUUUAAAUAUAGAUCAGACUGUACUCAGGGAUGGAAACAUUUGAAGUGGAAACAGUAUACUGAGGGUAAGUGUUACAUGCGAAGCAAGGACACUGGUCAAAUGAAAAUUAACCAGAUGUGCAUUGUAAUAAAAUGUAGCUGGAGUUCACAACAGAGCCAAUUCAUGUAUAUUUUGCUUUAAGAGCUCUUAAUUAUUUAAAAAAAAAAAAAACAUAUAUGCAUAUGAAAGGACAGUGUUAGCAGGGGAAGCAAAACACAGCUACUGUAACUCAGAAGCAGCUAACAGUCAGUUCAAAUGGGUGACUCACUGUUACCAAAUCAUACAUUUCGAUGUGAAUACCAAUGUACUGGAAUUUAGAACAGUAGCAUUUUUUUUUCUAGUUUACGUUCCUUUGUAAAACAAGGCAGUUGUCAGAGAUUUUAACAUGGUAUAGCAUGCUAAUAUUUUCUAUGGUACAGUCAUUUAAAUAACAGUAUUUUAUAUUGCUGUAUGGUGUCUUUAAUUGCCCUGUUCAGAAGUUAUGUACAAAAUGCACUAGUCCUGGCUGCGUUAAAUAUUAGAAACUGCUUUGGUUUAUAAAGUAGGUUACAGUAAUGUUGAUAUGUAAGGUUCAGUAGAAAAUGUACAAAUUGACAGUUGUUGGAAAGUAAUUUCUGACACUUUGGUGUCUCUGUACUGCAGUGUGCUGUUAUCAGGAUUGCAAGUGCCUAAAUGGGACAAUAAGCAAUUGGCUUAAACUGUAACUCAACACUAGUUGUCACUGUGCACAGCACUCCUGAGAAGUAUCAUCAUCACAGAUGGAGAGUGUUUUUUGUGAUUGUUGGAGAAAAUUAAGAAAGCUUUUUCAGAAUUCAGAACAAACAAGAUAACAACUGGAUAUUGAUGACUGAAUUUUUGUGCACAGUUUUAAAGUCAGUAUAUUAAAUGGCUGUUAAAAUUUAAACCAUAAAAUAUUGUGAAGCACACUGUAUGAAUAUUUGUUCUUAUCACAGUGCAGAAUUGUUGGUUAUUAGUAUGUUUUGCCUUUUGUAAACUUCACUAAAUAUAGAUUUAAAACACGUCGAAUAAUUUUACAAAGCAAAUGAAGGAUAUUCCUCACUUGUUUCAUGAAGGGCCUCUGGCAUAUGACAUGACUUGUAGUCUUGGUUCAGGAUGAUCCAAGAAAAAGACACAGAAAAAAAAUCCAAGUUAAGAAGAAUCCAAGUGUCUUGUGCCAGCACUUAUUUCUCGGCAGCAUUACAUUAUUGUACUUUGAUCUUCAAGUGUCUAUUUCCCACAGGUAGGAGAUAUCUCACAUUAGGUAUACGGAGAUGCUGCCUUAUUUGUCAUGAAUCACUCUAAUAGAUCUACAGUGUUAUAUAUUUAUAUAUUUAAUUUCUUCAUUUUAAACUUAAGUACUUCUACUGAUCUAUAUAUUUGCUGUAAAUGUUUUUUCUUGUUUGUUGUAAUGAUUUUUCUAUGCAUUUACUGCUUUUGUUCUUUACAUCGUCAUCAUUUUCAAAAAUAACAUUAAUUAAAACAGUUCCUGUCAGUUUGUCUAGGGCUUGUUGCAUUUAGAUAUAUAUAUAUAUAUUUGGGGGACCAGGAAAUGAGACUAAACUAAACGCAAACAAAAAAAAUGAAUUACAUCUGCAUUAUGUGCUUGUUAAAAGGAGAGAGAGAGAAACGGAUGGCCCCUGAACAAUGGCCCUGAUUCAAAAAGACUUCCUCUUACUAUAAAUUACUGCUUACACUGAAAACAGGUGUUUUGGAAUCUAGUCCCCAGAGUAAGCCUGUUUUUAAAUAGGUCUUACACUGAAAUAAGUCACUUACACUGAGAGCAAAUCUUUUGGAAUCUGGCCCAAUGUUUUAAUUAACAAAUCACUGGACAUAUGAUAGAACUCUGAAAUUUGAUCUGGGUGUAAAAGCCAGUCUUAAAUGCAGCUCAUGAGUUUAGCCAUGUGGUGUGGUAGCCUCAUAAGGUAAUGCCAUAUUCAGUGUGUGUGUGUGUGUGUGUGUGUGUGUGUGUGUGUGUGUGUGUGUGUGUGUGUGUGUGUGUGUGUGUGUGUGCGUGUUAAUGGACAGUGACUGGUUUCCUGUGCCCAGUGCAGGCAUUCUAUACCCUAAUGUUUGCAGCUAAUGAUACCAAAAUAUUUGAAAUACAAAUUGAGAUUGAAAGAGGCAAUCUUUUGGAGAAAAAUGUAGCAGGAAUGUUCUAAUCCAGUCUUUCCAGAGGGAAUUACAAAACCUGAGCAUACAAAUUACACAUCUUCUCAAAAGUCAAGGCAGUACAUAUGAAAUUCUCUGUUAGACAUAAGAUGCAUUUUCCUAGGUGCAGUGUCAGUGUCUGUAUUCCAGUAUUUUUCUGCAUUGCUGUAUUAUGCAGAGUAAUUUAUUCUAGAAGACAAAGGCUUCUGAAAAGUAAAUCAAAGCAGGACAAAAGAGUGCUGCUGCUAAACUUUUAGUCUCUAUGGCAGAAACAAAUACAUGUAAUAUAGAUAGGAAUCAUAGUAGUGAAAGGAAGUCCUGUGUUUAGGGCUCAGUUUCAUUUUUAAUGGUUGUAACUCACUUGUGGGAGAAAAAAUAUUUAAAAAAAUUACAUAGUGGAAUUCAUAAUCUUGAUUCAUUUUCUUGUAUGACUUUUUAUCCAAGUACCAUAAAUUAGUCUCCAGAAAUAUAACUGACUGCAUACACACUAUUUUAUGAGUACAGCCAUAUAUAGCCUUUUUUGAUUUUGUCUGAAAAAAUAAGCAAUGUAUGAUAUUAAUUUUAGAUAUAAAAGCCACACACACACACACAUGUGUGUGUAUGUGUCUGUUUUACGUGCAUAAUUCACAAUAUAUUAUGUGUAGUACUUGCCCAGUGGUUUUUAAAUUGACCACACGUAAAGCACAUAAUCCAUCUGCAUUCCUUAUAUUGAUCUGGACUGUGUACAUAUUCUUUGGCAAACAUCUGAGCAACACAAUUUCCCAGAAGAUAAAGGUCCAAGGCCAUAUAAAGGCUAUUUAGAUGUAUGCCUAAUGUCAUUUAUCUCUACCAGUCCUCCCUUCCAAUGACCGCCCCCAUGCCUCGAAGCAACUAUUCUCAUACUUAUGUGGUACCGGAUGCAGUUUAUACUGUCAAUGCAUCCUAGCCAACCACUGCCUUUAUCCUUAAAAUGCAACCUGUAAUGUAUUAUCACAAUGUAAAGAGGAUUUUUGCCUGGCUUCAACUGAUAAUCAAUUUUGCAGUUGUCCUUUUUUGUGUGUGUGUUUUUUUUUACAUUGCUAAAUGCUUUAUUAAGUCACUUCAGUUCUUAUUACCAAUUAAAA